UCUAAAUACCACAAUAUGCCUGAGGAGGAGGACAACUCCUUGACCAUGCUUGACACCCCACCGAUGUUCGGAGGAGGGCACAACCGCCACCUUCCCCCUGGGAUUCUUCCCACGGGCAUGCCGCAGGUGCAGGACGUCAAGCCGGUCGCCCCCGAAGCUGAGAAGAAGGUCGAGGAGGAGAAACCCAAGCCACCCCGUGAGCUGUCAGAUGAAGAGAAGCAGAUGUUGAUGAUGACAGAGGAGUUCCACAGCUUCUUUGACCACUCGACUCGUAUAAUUGAGCGAGCCCUUGCAGAGGACACCAACAUCUUCGCAGAUUACUCGCAUGACCACGAAGAGGAUGGUGAAGCAAAUGAGAAUGGAGGUGUCAAGUUGUCCCUGAAUCGCUGGUUCUAUGAUGAACGAUGGUCACGCAAUCGCUGUAUCACUUGCAUGGACUGGUCUCCUCAGUAUCCUGAACUCCUUGUUACCAGCUACAACAACAAUGAGGACUCUCCUCAUGACCCCGAUGGUGUUGCCCUUGUGUGGAAUACCAAAUUUAAGAAAGAAACACCAGAGUAUAUCUUCCAUUGUCAGUCUCCAGUGAUGUCUGCAACAUUUGCAAGGUUCCAUCCCAAUUUGAUCAUUGGUGGAACUUAUUCUGGACAAAUUGUUCUCUGGGACAACCGUAGCCAAAAGAGAACUCCAGUCCAGCGCAGUCCCCUGUCUGCUUCAGCUCACACUCAUCCUGUGUACUGCAUGAAGGUGGUUGGCACCCAAAAUGCCCACAAUCUUAUCAGUGCAAGUACUGAUGGAAAGAUGUGUUCCUGGUCCUUGGACAUGCUAUCACAGCCUCAGGAAUCAAUGGAGCUCCAGCACAAGCAGUCACGUGCAGUAGCAGUCACAUCUUUAGCCUUCCCUCAUGGAGAUGUCAAUAACUUUAUUGUGGGCUCUGAAGAAGGAGCUGUAUUUACUGCUUGCCGCCACGGAAGUAAAGCCGGCAUAGUGGAUGCCUACGAGGGACACCAGGGCCCAGUGACAGGUGUGAGCACUCAUGCUACCCUGGGACCUAUUGACUUCUCACAUCUCUUCCUCACUUCAUCAAUUGACUGGACAGUCAAGCUUUGGUCUGUUAAGGAAACAAAGCCUCUAUACUCAUUUGAGGACAACGGCGACUAUGUAUAUGAUGUGGCUUGGUCACCCAUCCAUCCUGCGCUCUUCACGGCUGUGGACGGAUCAGGAAGGAUUGACCUCUGGAAUCUAAACCAGGACACAGAGGUUCCUACAGCAAGUACCUAUGUAGACGGUAACCCAGCUCUGAAUAGAGUGUCCUGGACUAACUCUGGUCAACAGAUCACAGUUGGUGACGAUAUGGGUAAAAUCUGGAUCUAUGACGUAGGAGAACAACUUGCACUUCCACGCGCGGAUGAAUGGGCUCGGUUGGUGCACACUAUGGGAGAGCUGAAGAACAACCAAGCAGAUGAUGACCAGUCCACGAGGCACUACGACUCCUCGUUCUCAUCUCUAACCUCAUUAGCGUCUUCCCCUCUUAGAUAAAUGGAGCGCAGCUUAAAUAUUCCUUAGGCUUUGAAAAGUGAUUGCAAAUAUUAUUAACUAUUUAUUAAUGUUGUUAAGUUUAGUUUCUGGCCUUCCAUGUGCAACUUGUCAAUUAGUACCUCCUUUGGCAUAAUGGUAUUAACAAUCAGUAUCUGAAUAUAACCGAUAUAAGGUGUAAUUUAAUCGUCAUGCAAAAGGGUAAAGUUUUGUGAUCUAAUAUAUUGUAGGAAAUUGAAAUCCCUCCCACUCAAUUUUCAUUUGCAAGAUGUAAAGUUAUUUUAAUUUUUUACUUGUCAUAUAUUGAGCGGCAACUAAUUUUGCUUAUUGCAGAUAUUAAGAUCUAUUGUCAUAGCUCCCAUGAAACCAAGAUAUGAUAUUAAUUAUAAAAGGUUUCAUAGUGAUAUUUGAAGUAUAGGAAAUCGUAUGUACAGCUUAUGUGAAAAUAAUAAAGUACUAUUGGUG
Penaeus vannamei (Pacific white shrimp) is the source of this 1998-nucleotide messenger RNA. The record is from RefSeq and is a predicted model, not a curated record. NCBI's taxonomy places the organism in Eukaryota, Metazoa, Arthropoda, Malacostraca, Decapoda, Penaeidae.